AUGCAGUUCUUCGUCAUUGCCUUCGCCGCCCUGGCCGCUGCCAGCCCAAUGGUCGCAGAGCGCGCUGCUGACCCAGCUGCCGUUGCCACCACCCCAACCUACGACAAUGGAGGACACGACGGCGGCAACGGAGGACAUGACGGCGGCAACGGCGGCGGCAACGGCGGCGGCAACACCGGAGGCAAGAAACAGUUCAAGUGCCCCGGUCUUUUGCAGACUCCCCAGUGCUGCCAAACCGAUAUCCUCGACUUGGCCAGCCUCACCUGCGAGCCUCUCCGCGCCGACGUCUCCUCUCGCGACACCUUCAAGGCCGAGUGUGCCAAGACUGGUGCUACCGCCAACUGCUGUCUCCUCCCAGUCCUCGGCCAGGCUCUCGUCUGCCAGAACGUCUAA
Ramularia collo-cygni is the source of this 393-nucleotide messenger RNA. RefSeq lists its product as uncharacterized. Lineage: Eukaryota; Fungi; Ascomycota; Dothideomycetes; Mycosphaerellales; Mycosphaerellaceae. The record is from RefSeq and is a predicted model, not a curated record. Gene Ontology annotation, cellular component: extracellular region. The transcript has 3 exons. Bases 1 to 393 code for a protein of 130 amino acids.